Molecule: messenger RNA, 312 nt
Organism: Brugia malayi
Lineage: Eukaryota; Metazoa; Nematoda; Chromadorea; Rhabditida; Onchocercidae
Exons: 2
Coding region: 1-312 (103 amino acids)
Source: RefSeq, a predicted model, not a curated record
AUGACGAUGAUGAUUAUGGUUGGUGAUGAUGAUAGUAGUGAUGGUGGUGAUUAUGGUAUGGUGAUGGUGAUAGUAAUGACGAUGAUGAUGGUUGGUGAUGGUGAUAGUAAUGAUGAUGAUGAUGUAAUGAUGAUGAUGAUGAUGGCUGGUGAUGGUGAUAGUAAUGAUGAUGAUGAUGGUAAUAUAUCAUUACAAACGAUCAAAUGGGUAAAUGAUGUAUCAGUUUGGUUAUUUGAUGAAUUGAAUUUUAGGGGUCCAUUGCUAUCGCAAUCAACCAUGGAUGAAAAUGUUUGUCAAAGAACCACCCAUUGA